CUCUCUUUCUCUCCCUCCUCUUUUAUCCCCUCUCUCUCUCUCUCUCUCUCUCUCUACAUCGGAGGACUUCUUCAGGGAGAGAGGGUUCUCUUCCGGUCUCCGCGAUGUGUCUCACUGCUCUUCGCUCCGUCGUAACUUUUGCGCAAAGCCGGGACCCUCUCUCACUCUCUACCUCUCUCACUCUCUCUCACUCUCCCGCUCUCACUCUCCCUCUCUCGCGCGCGCUCUCUCUUUCUCUGUCCUAGGUAAGCGCGAAGAGAGGCAGAGUUGGUUGGCAGGAGGUGGCGACGGUAGUGGUGGUUAACUCAUUCGUUGUAGUGGUGGUACAUCAGCGAUACUCUAACGUGUAUCGAAUGAGUACAACCACGACGGCGAGCAGCGGCGGUAGUGGUGGUCAUGGUGACGACGAUGGUGAUAGCGCGGUAGUAGCUGUAAUAGUGGCGGGUGGUAGUGGCAAAGAAGAGGCCAGGUGUGGGCCCCGUAGAUUUACGAGACCCCCAGAAAGGGUUGAGGGUCCGAAAAGCGCGUUUCUCUUUGCUCCCGACGUUAUAUUCUGCAUCGAGGAAGAGGUUUUGCGAGUCCCUCCAAGGCGGAUUGUCAUCCCGAUCAGAUCUGGUACGCAUGACGAUGCGUACGCGGGAUUGCAGCAACGACGGCUAUACUUAGCGCAUUAGACGAAUCUCAUCCGAGGGCCGUCGCGGACGAAAGGAGGUCGUGGAACAGCUGAUGCGGCUGCCAAUGCGGCGGAUUUGGUGUGACGGCAUCUUUACCAUUUUUCAGCUUCCUUCUUCUAGUUGCUGCGGCCUUCCGCGCUCACCGAUGCAAAAACAGCUGACGAAACGAAGAAUCACAACUUAUCAUGAUUCUCUUAACGCUCAGAAGUUCGCAUAUAUCGUGCACUUGAUGCCUUACUUAACGACGUUACAUUGCGUAACAAUUGCUUUU
This is a messenger RNA of Trachymyrmex cornetzi, 945 nucleotides long. RefSeq lists its product as uncharacterized. The transcript has 2 exons. Lineage: Eukaryota; Metazoa; Arthropoda; Insecta; Hymenoptera; Formicidae. Bases 354 to 674 code for a protein of 106 amino acids. The record is from RefSeq and is a predicted model, not a curated record.